Molecule: messenger RNA, 498 nt
Organism: Carcharodon carcharias (great white shark)
Lineage: Eukaryota; Metazoa; Chordata; Chondrichthyes; Lamniformes; Lamnidae
Product: heat shock protein beta-11-like
Exons: 2
Coding region: 1-498 (165 amino acids)
Biological process (GO): protein refolding; response to heat
Molecular function (GO): protein folding chaperone
Source: RefSeq, a predicted model, not a curated record
AUGUGGAAACUUAUGGAAGAAGCAAGAAAGAGCAUGAACUGCAUGGAGCGAGUUCUUGAGGAGCUGACAAAAGAAUUUUGGGAGGAAAAACCAAGAAAUCAGAAUAACAAACCUGAUGAUAAUGAAGAAGGAUUCUCCCCAGAAGAAUUGAAUGUGAAAGUACUUGGAAGAAAAGUGCUGGUGACUGGAAAACACGAGAAGAAAAGUGAUGAUGGCAGCAGCUCUUCCAGCUACAAAUAUGAAGAGUUCAGGAGAGAAUUUCACCUGCCAGAAGAUGUCGAUGCUGAAGCUCUUAACUGCAGUUUGUCACAGGACGGUCGGUUAAAGGUUCAAGCCGCACGCCUGGCACUGCCAGCUGUGAAUGAACAAACCGUGCCCGUCAACAUCACCUCGGAUACAACAACCAGUCCCCGGCUAAAUCCUGGUCAAGAGACACAGAAACUGGAGAGUGGAAAAUAUGAGAGGAAAGAUGAGGAGCAAGUAAAAAUGGACAAUUAA